CAUAGGCCAUUGCUCUUACGGUGGCUAAAGCGGAACGCGAUUGACGGACAGACUCCAACUUCUGACCAUCCCGCCGAAGCUCAGUGUCGAGCCCAGGGUCUUAUGAUUGCUCGCACCACAGUCGAAAUGAUCUCAGAUCUCUUCGUUACCGGUAGAGCUUCUAAGUUAACCCUUCAUUUCACUUCGUAAGACCCCAUCCACCUGUUUGACCGCUAUAUAGACAUCUAAUGCUUAGUUCUAGGUAUGCACUCUUCCAUGCACUUAUGGUACCUCUUAUCCAUAUCAAGGCGGAUCCAGCCGCACCGAGCUCAAUAUCUUGCAUGGAAGACAUUAAUAAGGCGAACAAUGCACUGAAAAGCCUUCCAAAAGAGCUUGAUUCUCUUUCCCAGAGCUUUGUGAUUGCUUUAAGACAACUUCAUUCAGUGUCAUCCCGGGCAGUCCCACAGCGUAAAGAGGAUCUUGAGUCAUCAGAGGGUAAAAAGGCAAUAACACCUCAUGAUGUUGGAUCCUCGGUGAAUAAUAUUUUUGGUAAUCAGGAAUUGGACCUGCUGAAGAAUCAAGAUCUCAGCUCGUCGCAAGAUCUUGAUUUCUCUGAAUGGGUUCAUUCAUAGUACUGAAUAUGGACAUGGGAGCUUUUCCUUUGGUAACGAGAAUGUGGUGUCUCAAAUGUGGCCAAAGGUUAUCAGCGUGUUAAGAUUUAUAGUUGGUAAUCCGGC
This is a messenger RNA of Aspergillus aculeatinus CBS 121060, 716 nucleotides long. RefSeq lists its product as uncharacterized. Bases 228 to 611 code for a protein of 127 amino acids. The record is from RefSeq and is a predicted model, not a curated record. The transcript has a single exon. NCBI's taxonomy places the organism in Eukaryota, Fungi, Ascomycota, Eurotiomycetes, Eurotiales, Aspergillaceae.